Messenger RNA from Symbiodinium pilosum, 287 nucleotides. The record is from the annotation of a GenBank genome assembly. Lineage: Eukaryota; Dinophyceae; Suessiales; Symbiodiniaceae.
GCCAAUGCUGACAAGGAUGAAGCUGACCACAGUGGCACGACUCCACUGUUGACGGCCUCCGCGAACAACCACUUGGAAGUUUGUCGGCUGCUGCUCCAGGAUAAGGCUGAUAAAGAGAAGGCUGCGCACGAUGGUGCAACUCCGCUGUUCAUGGCCUGCCAGGAAGGUCACCGGGAAGUUGUUCAACUGUUGCUGGAGGCCAAGGCUGACAGAGAAAAGGCCCUCGAUGAUGGCAGGACUCCAAUGUCAGUUGCGUCGCAGCAAAACUACGCAGAAGUCUUGCAGAU